Molecule: messenger RNA, 972 nt
Organism: Dufourea novaeangliae
Lineage: Eukaryota; Metazoa; Arthropoda; Insecta; Hymenoptera; Halictidae
Product: piggyBac transposable element-derived protein 4-like
Exons: 1
Coding region: 1-972 (323 amino acids)
Source: RefSeq, a predicted model, not a curated record
AUGCCACUGAGAAGAUUUUUGCAAAUCACUAGGUUUCUCCACUUUGCAAAUAACGAUGUGACUGGCAACAGGAAUAAAUUACGUAAAGUGAGACCUGUGAUAAACUAUUUUAAUGAAAAAUUCAAAGACGUAUAUGUAAUGGAAGAAAAUAUCGCGAUCGAUGAAUCGUUGAUGAAAUUUAAGGAACGCAUGUCUUGUAAACAAUUCAAUCCCUCGAAAAGGGCGAGAUUUGGGAUUAAAUUUUAUAAACUGUGCGAGUCAGCAUCGGGCUACUGCUAUAAUUUUAAAAUAUAUUCAGGAAACGAUAAAACAAAUCCUGAUUACAGUGCAUCUAAAACUUUUGUGAUGGAGUUAUUGAAAUCAAUACUAAAUAAAGGACAUACCUUAUAUAUAGAUAACUGGUAUUCUUCGCCGAAAUUGUUUCUAACUUUGGUUAAAAAUGGAAUAAACGUUCUUGGGACAGUACGUUGCAAUAGAAAAAAUAUGCCAGGAGAUUUUGUUCAAGCAAAAUUAAAAAAAGGGGAAUGCAUAAUAAGAAGCUGUAAUGGCAUACUAUCGUUGAAGUGGAAGGACAAACAAGAUGUCCAUAUUAUUUCAACAAAGCACGAAAGUGCAGAAAUGAUUACACAAAACGAAAGUCACCUAAACCCUACUUUCAAGCCAAGAUGUAUUGUUGAUUACAAUGAGGGAAUGAUUGGUAUUGAUCGCCAUGAUCAGGUAUUAGCGAGUUUCCCUAUUAUGAGAAAAUUCGUGAAGGGAUACCGAAAAAUCUUUUUUUACAUAUGUGAUAUGGCACUUUUGAAUUCAUAUAUUCUGUACAACAAAAACAGUAUGGCAAAGAAACAGAAUUACAGUGAGUAUAGACUUCGAAUAGCUGAAGGAUUAUUACAAACCGUGCCAUCGCAAAAUUAUAACAGACAAGGACCAUUAUCGAACGGAAAUAUACCAAUGAGGCUACAGGCGCAACAUUGA